Molecule: messenger RNA, 8023 nt
Organism: Anas platyrhynchos (mallard)
Lineage: Eukaryota; Metazoa; Chordata; Aves; Anseriformes; Anatidae
Gene: ABCA5
Product: ATP binding cassette subfamily A member 5
Biological process (GO): transmembrane transport; lipid transport
Cellular component (GO): late endosome; membrane
Molecular function (GO): lipid carrier activity; ATP binding; ABC-type transporter activity
Source: RefSeq, a predicted model, not a curated record
GGAGGCUCCGCUCCGCCCCGCUCCGCCCCGGGGCGGUGGCUACGGCACGGCACGGACCGGCCCCGAGCUGCGGCCCCGCUGCAAACGCGGCGUUCCCGAGCCGAGCCGGGCCGAGCCGAGCCGGGUCGAGCCGGGCCGAGCCGGUGAGGAGAUGGAGAGGGACGUGCACGGAACCGUGACCCCGAGCCACUGACAGCAGCCUGCUGGGGGUGAAGGCAGCUGCUCACCAGCUACGUCGUGGUGGAAGGGGAAGAGCAACUUCAAUUGUCUUCAGUUUUUCCAAAAGCUCCCGUUCAGCACCAGUGCAGCGUGCAGCUGGCCUAAUGAAAAGACUUGAAAAAUGGCGCCAGAUGCUCCGAGAGAAGCAGGGGUAUGGAGGCAAACCAGAGCUCUCUUGUUCAAGAACUGGCUUGUUAAAUGUAGGACAAAGAAAAGCAGCGUUCAGGAGAUCCUUUUCCCACUCUUCUUCUUGUUUUGGCUCAUUCUGAUGAGCAUGAUGCAUCCGCACAGGAAGUAUGGCGAGAUCUCCAACACCAACCUCGGUACUCUGGACACCUCCAUGCUGGUGAAUUUUGUCGUCGGAUACACACCGCCCACCAGAAUGGCACGAGAAAUCAUGAGGAAGGUGGCUUUUGACAACUUCGAAGACGGCAUCAUCACGGAGGAAUAUUUAAGCGAAGAGGAGCUGCAGGAGGCCAGUGCUUUCAAACCCUCGAAUUUUGUGGGCGUCGUGUUCAACGAUGCCAUGUCCUACCAGCUGAGGUUCCCCGAUACAGUGGCUAUGACUUCUGUGUACACGGAAUCGAGAGCCAGUUGCUCCAACCUGCGGAAGGGUUGUGAAUCGGUGACGUACUGGAGCUCAGGAUUUACAGCUCUGCAAGCCUGCAUCGAUGCAGCAAUUAUACAGUUGAGGACCAAUCAAUCUGUUUGGGAGCAGCUCGAACUGACGAGAGCAACGGUUAUGGGAGAGGCGGCGGUGGUGGAAAUCGACAACUUUCCUCGCGCCAUCAUUUUAAUUUACCUAGUAAUUGCUUUCUCGCCAUUUGGAUAUUAUUUGGCAAUUCAUAUUGUGGCAGAAAAGGAGAGGAAGCUAAAGGAAUUCUUAAAAAUAUUGGGACUUCACGAUGCUGCUUUUUGGCUUUCUUGGGUGCUUCUGUACACGAGCCUGAUCUUCGUUAUGUCCAUUCUCAUGGCGGUGAUUGCGACGGCCUCCUCGCUCUUUCCCCAGAGCAGCGCCUUUGUGAUAUUUCUCCUUUUUUUCCUGUAUGGCAUCUCUUCAGUAUUCUUUGCACUUAUGUUGACACCUCUAUUUAAAAAGUCAAAGCACGUGGGUAUAGUUGAGUUUUUGGCCACCCUGGCUUUUGGAUUUGUGGGCCUGAAUAUCGUCCUGCUGGAAGAUUUCCCCAAGUCUUUUGUGUGGGUUCUCAGCCCCCUGUGCCAGUGCAGCUUCUUGAUUGGUGUUGCACAGGUCAUGCAUCUGGAAGAUUAUGAAGAUGGUGCAACAUUUUCAAAUCUAAGUCAUGGUCCUUACCCACUCUUUAUCUCACUUAUCUUACUGGUGCUGGAUAGCAUAUUUUAUCUGCUUGUAGCUGUCUACCUUGAUCAGGUCAUUCCAGGGGAGUUUGGACUACGCCGAUCAUCAUUUUUCUUUAUGAAGCCCUCGUUCUGGUCAAAGCACAGAAAAAAUUACAAGGAACUGUACGAGAGCAGCAUCAAUGGCAAUUUAAAUUGCAGUGAGAUGGUUGAACCUGUGCCUUCCGAAUUUCAGGGAAAGGAAGCCAUCAGAAUCAGCUGUGUUCAGAAAACAUUCAGGAAAAAGGGGGAAACUGUGGAGGCUCUCAGAAACUUGUCCUUCGACAUCUAUGAAGGCCAGAUCACAGCGCUGCUCGGGCACAGCGGGACCGGGAAGACGACGCUGAUGAACAUCCUCUGUGGGCUGUGUCCACCGACAGAUGGGUUUGUCUCUGUCUAUGGUCACCGAGUCUCUGAAAUUGAUGAAAUGCUUGAAGUGCGGCGAAUAGCAGGCGUGUGCCCUCAGUCUGAUAUCCACUUUGACAUAUUAACCGUGGAGGAGAAUCUCUCCCUGUUUGCUGCAAUUAAGGGAAUACCUCAGAAUGACUUGAUACAAGAGGUUCAGAAGGUGUUGUUGGAUCUGGAUAUGCAGCCUAUCAAAGACAAUCAAGCUAAGAAGUUAAGUGGGGGGCAGAAGAGGCGGCUGUCGGUUGGAGUUGCUGUCCUUGGGAACCCAAAGGUUUUGCUGCUGGAUGAGCCGACUGCAGGCAUGGAUCCGUGUUCGCGUCACAUUGUCUGGAACCUCCUGAAAAACAGAAAACCGAAUCGCGUGACGGUUUUCAGCACUCACUUCAUGGACGAGGCAGAUAUCCUUGCUGAUCGUAAAGCUGUGAUUUCUCAAGGGAUGUUAAAAUGCCUUGGAUCUUCGCUCUUUCUGAAAACCAAAUGGGGAAUUGGCUACCGCUUGAGCAUGCACAUCGAUGCCUAUUGCAACACAGAAGCUACAACCUCGCUGAUCAGACAGCACGUACCCACAGCCAGCCUGCUCCAAGAGACCGACCAGCAGCUCGUGUACACCCUGCCGCUCAAGGACAUGGACAAAUUUGCAGGCUUGUUUUCUGACCUCGACACCCACUCCCAUUUGGGCGUUAUUACUUACGGUGUUUCCAUGACGACUCUGGAGGAUGUCUACCUGAAGCUGGAAGUUGAGGCAGAAAUCGAUCAAGCAGAUUACAGCGUGUUUAAUUCCCAGCAAGUGCAGGAGGAGGCAGACACGAAGUCACUUGAUGACAUGGAGCAGAGCCUCCUGAUGCUCUCAGAGACCAGGUCGCCCCCGAUGAGCCACGCAGCCCUGUGGAAGAAGCAGGUUUCCACCAUAGCAAAAGUUCACUUCCUUAGUCUCAGGCGAGAAAAUAAAUGUGUCAGAGUGAUGUUGUUGCUUUUUCUGAUUUUCCUUGUCGUUCAGAUCUUGUUGUUUCUCACGCACCACUACAUCAAAAAUUCAAUAGCUCCUGUCAGACUCUCCCCGGAUUUGUACUUGCUGAAGCCUGGGGAGGAAUAUCACAAGUACAGGAGUCGGCUGCUGCUGCAGAACUCCACAGACUCGGAUAUUGAUGACAUUGUCCACUCUCUCGGGAGCCUGAACGUCCUGGUGGAGAUGUUCAAUGACAGUGACUACGUUUCAGCUGCACCUCACAGUGCAGGUUUAAAUGUUUUCGACCUUGAAUCCAGACAGAACUAUGUUUUCACAAUCGUAUUCAACAGUACCAUGGUGCAUGCCGUGCCAGUUUUGAUGAAUAUUGUCAGCAACCUACUGCUGCGCACUCUGAACGUAAGCGAGAGCAUUCAGAUCUGGAGCAACCCCUUCAUCCAGGAUCUUCCAGAUACUGUUUUCAAACUGGAGAUCUAUUUCGAAGCUGUGCUGCUGGGAAUCAUUGUCACGGGCAUGCCACCCUAUUUUGCCAUGGAGAAUGCAGAAAACCAUAAGAUCAAAGCAUACACGCAGCUGAAAAUCGCAGGGCUUUAUCCAUCUGCUUACUGGGUGGGCCAAGCUGUCGUUGACCUCCCGCUGUUCUUCUCCAUCCUCGUCCUGAUGAUAGGCAGUCUCUUUGCCUUCCACUAUGGCAUCUAUUUCUACGUCGGCAAGUUCAUGGCUGUGCUUUUUUGCCUGAUCGGCUACGUCCCGUCAGUCGUGCUGUUCACUUACGUCGUCUCAUUCACAUUUAAAAAAGUCCAAAAUACAAAAGAAUUUUGGUCAUUUAUAUUCUCAGUGGCAGCUUUGCUGUGUACGGUUGUCACCGAAGUGGCCUUUUUUCUGGAUUUUUACACAGUGACCACCACCCUGCAUUAUGUCUUCUCCAUCUUCAUUCCCAUCUAUUCCCUUAUCGGCUGUCUGAUCUGUUUCAUAAAGGUCUCGUGGACAGACAAACAGAAGAAUGGAGAAUACCAUGACCCAUGGGACAGGCUCCUGGUGGCAGUUAUAGCACCCUAUUUGCAGUGUGUUGUGUGGCUCUUCCUGCUGCGAUGUUUUGAGGUGAAGAACGGAGGGAGGACAAUUCGAGAGGAUCCAUUUUUCAGAAAAUGCUUCACAAAAGUCAAAACCUGGAAGCUGCCGGAUGCCCCGCGUGAUGAGAACGAAGAUGAAGAUGUGAAGGCGGAGAGGCUGCGGGUGAAGGAAGCGCUGAGCAACCCCAAUAGCGAGGAGAUGCCAGCGAUUGUGGUCAGCAGCCUGCACAAGGAGUAUGAUGAGAGGAAGGAGUUCCGUCUAGGGAGGAGAAUAAAGAAAGUGGCAACGAAACACGUCUCUCUCUGCGUGAGGAAAGGAGAAAUACUGGGAUUAUUAGGACCCAAUGGAGCCGGGAAGAGCACGUUAAUUAACAUGCUUGUUGGAGAAGUUGAGCCGACCAGCGGGCAGGUUCUGAUGGGAGAUUAUUAUUCCGGAGUGAACACUGACGAUGACUCGGUUAAAUUCGUGGGGUACUGUCCUCAAACUAAUCCACUGUGGCCAGAUAUUACACUGCAGGAACACUUUGAAAUUUAUGGCGCUAUCAAAGGCAUGAGUCAGGCUGAUGUUAAGGAAGUUGUAAAACGCAUCUCAAGUGCCCUGGAUUUAAAAGACCACCUGCAGAAGACAACGAAGAAGCUGGGAGUCGGGCUGAAACGCAAGCUCUGCUUUGCCCUGAGCAUGCUGGGCAGCCCGCGGGUGACGCUGCUGGACGAGCCUUCCACUGGCAUGGACCCCAAAGCCAAGCAGCACAUGUGGCGGGCAAUUCGGGCAGCCUUUAAAAACAAGGAGCGAGCAGCUAUUCUGACCACGCACUACAUGGAGGAGGCGGAUGCUGUGUGCGACCGUGUGGCCAUCCUGGUGGCUGGGCAGCUCAGGUGUAUAGGCACUGUUCAACACCUGAAGAGUAAAUUUGGCAGAGGAUACUUCUUGGAAAUGAAAUUAAGGGAAACACCUGAUGUACAGCAGCUGGAGUAUCUGCAGAGGCAGAUUCUGCACAUCUUCCCCAAUGCAAAUCGCCAGGAAAGUUUUGCUUCUAUCUUGGCGUAUAAAAUCCCUAGAGAAGAUGUACAGUCGCUUUCACAUUGUUUUUCCAAGCUGGAAGAAGUAAAACACACCUUUAACAUCGAGGAGUACAGCUUUUCUCAGGCAACACUGGAACAGGUCUUUGUGGAGCUUGCUAGGGAGCAGGAGGAGGAAGACAGCAGCUUCGGCACCCUGAACAGCACGCUGUGGUGGGAGAGGACACAGGAGGACAGGGUCGUUUUCUGAGCCCCUCGCCAUCCCGACGGCUCGCCGGGCUGCUGGUGCUUUGUGCAAGUGAUGAUCCCCUGCACCUGUGUCGUGCUGGGGGAGCUGAGCUGCCAGGGCAAUACGUGGAAAGCAUCUGGGGCAGGGAAGGAGAACGGCAUUUGGGAACGCUGAGCAUCCCGGCCCGAGCGAUACCACUGCAAAAGUGGUGGAAGCAGUGAGGAUCCCCACCAGUACUCUGCCUGUUGUGACAUUCCUCCUCUGCUGCUUGGUUCCUGGUUCACACAGAGUGAGCAGACGCUGCCAGGACACUUGGGCAUCUCCUGGCGUUGGUGCCUGCCCCAGCGGUACCGCUGCUAGCUGUGCUCUGACGAUGCCAAGGUUGGGCUGCCCUCGCUGCAAGCUGGGCAUUUGGGCAACGCCAGCUCCCCUGGAGCAUCCUUCCCCUGCAGGCAUCGCUGUCUGCCCAGCGAGGCUCCGUGCGUGUCCCCACGAGGUCCUGUCCCCGUGGCUAAUCCAUCCCUGCUCACGCUUAGAAGAUGCACCUGCUUUGGAGAGGGGGAAAAUUGCUCUGGUGUAACCGUAUUCACUGCAAGCAGGGUCCUGAAGUACCCCACGGGCUUAGCUUGGUGUCCAGCCAGCCUGGAACUGCUCACUUCCAGCUGCGACCCAUCCCUUGUCAGCACUCAUGGUCCUUUCUGCUGCAGACUGGCAGGUGUGGCGGCACUGCUGUGUGUAAUGCAUGCACUGUAGGGUUAAACAAGGUACACAGAAGUGGAUGCUUCCCCCCCCUCCCCAGCUUGGUAAAAGUACAAAGACAUAGCUGUGUAGUUAUGGGAUUUGCAGAAAUGUGUUUCUAGUCUGUGUCAGAAACAGUCCAAUUCUGUUGUGGGGUGCGACGUAUCCUGCCGGCUGGGCUGGAGGCAGUCCCUGUAGCUGUUUCCAUUCUUGGCGGUGAAUCCAUAAGCACAUGCAACACGAUAUCCUAAUCCUUCCUUGUAGUGAUCGCAGUAAGUAAUGCCGUAGUGUGCUCAGCAUAGCGUGCUUCAUCCCAGCGUGGCAGUUUUCCAUUCGCCUUCAUAAACCCAAAAGAGUAAGAUCCCACUUCACAACCUCACACGUAGGAAUCGUGCCUUUACUUUGCAUAGAAGCACUACGAAGAGAAGAAUACAUAGUUCUUUAUUCUAAGAUCCAACAGAUGUAUGUUUAAAAUAUAUUAUUUUCUACACAAAGCUAUCAUCACUUUUUUUAGUUUUAUAUGUGAAAUUGAAGAUUGUUAACUGUUCAUUGUGUUCUGCAAUGAACAAAUUUAGUGAUGCAUUUUUAUCAAAACACUGGCUUCAUAAGUCAUAUCAAUUGUGUGUCUUCACGAUAAAGUUAGAAAAUACCUUUGCUUUUCUUGAGGAAAUUCAGAAACCAAGGGUUAAUGAGGACUUCUGUGGCCCAGCUGUUUGUACAUAGUCUGCGUAAUACUGGUUUUUCAUCACGUUGGGAGCCCAGAUCUGUUUUUCUUUGUCAUCAUGCAAACGUUUCUCACCCCAGCACAGGGAGAUGUACAACUCUCACUUCUUCCUCCGUACCCUCAGGCUGCAGCUCAGGGUACAGAUUUUGUUUUGCGGUGAAGCUUUGAGCCCUGGAGUUGUGGUAGCACCAGGACCAUGACCCGAAUUCGUCCCUUCUGCACAUGCAGCCCCAUUGCUGCCCUUUUCUAAUUUUAGUCCUUUUCACCUAAUAGGCUGUAAGGUAGUUCUGUGCAAUGAGACUUCUGUCUGGGUAACAUCAUCCUAUUUCACAUAGUUUCUUACGUCUAACAUUUCAAACAGACCCUAUGGAAACUUUGUUAGCACCUGGAGUUCCUCAGCUUGGUUUUCCUGUUCCUCACCCCGGUGUAACCCAGGUGAUGUGGCACUGUAGUUGUGCAACCUGCUGUAUAAAGGAUCUGGCACGUUGAGUUAACUUCAUAUGUGGGUAGGAUCUUUUUGGUGUUGUGGCUUUGGCUUUCAAUGUGGCGUAAGGUGCCACCCCAAGACAUCUCUGGAAUUACAGUAUACUAUAGAAAAAGUCUUCCGAAGUGUGGGAUGAUGUCUGUAAUUGCCAGAACAGGAAAAAAACAUGCAAAAUUAAACUCUAGAAUAACCCGAGAAGUCUAAGAUUUAAUCCUGCAGAUUAAGUCCCUUUGUUCAGCUGUUGUCAGUGAUGUACCAAGUCCUGGCUAUACAACAUGAUCCCCACUCUGUGCUGUAGGAGGUACAACACUGGAAGAGGAUGCAGCAUGGGGUUUGGGCUUGCUGUGGCCCUUGGGGCAAACCAUCUUUCUUCGUGCUGCCUUUCCCAGGCAUAAUGAUCCUUAGCUGCUUUGCAGGGAUGUUGCGAUGAGUAAUUAGCCAGUGUAUCCAGAAAUCUGAAGAUGCCUUUACUCUGUGGUCUUAUUAUAAGGAUGUAUUUUUAUAUGGAGGAAUUUAAUGUGUCUGAUUUUGUUCACGUUACCAAGAAAACCCGUAUUUAAAAACAUCUGUGCAGUGAGUAAACCCUAAUGUAGCUGAUAUACAGUGUUCUGGUAGCAGGAAACAGCAGGUUGUGGGUCUAACCAUGUUUGUAACACUCCUGAUGUCACAGUCAGGCACUUUGAAUCAUUUGCAGUUUAUUUAAUACUUGUAUUUUUUUUCCUAUUUUACCAUUCUGCUCUAUUUGUAAAGUUGAGGUUUUCCAUUUUCCAGCGGAAAGAACUACCAAAAUAAAGAUGGAUUGGAUUGUUAA